Molecule: messenger RNA, 722 nt
Organism: Drosophila serrata
Lineage: Eukaryota; Metazoa; Arthropoda; Insecta; Diptera; Drosophilidae
Gene: Fer3
Product: 48 related 3
Biological process (GO): regulation of transcription by RNA polymerase II; developmental process
Molecular function (GO): RNA polymerase II transcription regulatory region sequence-specific DNA binding; protein dimerization activity; DNA-binding transcription factor activity, RNA polymerase II-specific
Source: RefSeq, a predicted model, not a curated record
AUCUGGACCGAGCUGACUUCACAGUUCGCGAGGACAAUCAGAAUUUAUUGCAACUCAGUCUUCCAAGCAGAACGGACCAAAGGUCUUCCAAUUGCAACACGAUUAGCUACCAGAUCGGACAGACAGUCACCAUGCAGCAUCCGCAUCCGGGUGACCAGCCCACCUACAUGCCAGAGGUUCCCUUCCAGCCACUGUGGGGCCAGGAAGCACCGCCGCCACCGCCCAUAGUGCCCUACCAGGAGCUCAUCGCUGGCUUUCCCUGCACCGAUUUGUCCCUGUGGCAACGUUCCCAGGUGGCUCCCUUGGUGCCGCAACGUCCGUCCACCAAUGGCAGGGCCAACGGCUCCUCCAGUUCCUCGAAGAAAACUCGCCGUCGGGUGGCCUCGAUGGCUCAGAGGAGGGCAGCCAAUAUCCGUGAGCGUCGGCGGAUGUUCAACCUGAAUGAGGCCUUCGAUAAGCUGCGGCGGAAGGUGCCCACCUUCGCCUACGAGAAACGGCUCUCACGCAUCGAAACUCUCCGGCUGGCCAUCACCUACAUUGGGUUCAUGGCGGAGCUGCUAAGCGGCACGCCCUCAAACUCCCACAAGUCCCGCUCGGAUGUCUACGGUGGGAUGAACGGACACCAUCAGGCGGCCCCACCCCCCAUCCAUCCGCAUCAUCUCCACCCGGCGGCGGCCUAUCAACGUGACUUUGCCUCGCCGUAUAAUCAUAGUUUGACCUGA